Prorocentrum cordatum is the source of this 396-nucleotide messenger RNA. The record is from the annotation of a GenBank genome assembly. Lineage: Eukaryota; Dinophyceae; Prorocentrales; Prorocentraceae.
AUGAGCCGCGUGGUGCUCGCCGUGUUCGCCCUCCUUCUCUCCAUCCAUGGCUGCGUCGCCGAUGAGCAGACAACGACCAUGGAGGACCAUGGUGGAUCCACCACGAUGGCCGACGAGCGCCGCCUGACGGACACCACCAUGGGCGACGACACGACGAGCGCCGCAGCUCGCAGUGGCGCCCUUGGCACCAUGCUCCUGGCGCUCCUCGCUUUCCUGUUCGUGGGCAACGCGGCUGGGGCGGCAGUGGACGAGUCCACCACCAUGGCCGACGAGCGCCGCCUGACGGACACCACCAUGGGCGACGACACGACGAGCCCCGCGGCCCCCCGCGCGGCGUUCCGGACGGCGCCGCUGUUCGCCCUUGCUGCGGCGCUCGGUCUUGCAGCCCAUCGCUAA